GCCUCAAAAACGAGCUGCGCGGGCUCCUGGGCGGCUGUCCGCUCUUCCGGCCCAGGUAUGAUUUGAAUCUGGAUGAAAUGAGAACUUUGACAUUUCAGAGAGUGACUUUUACCAUGGGCCUCCCUCUGUUAAAACGUGCAAUUCAGGAUCAGGUGGAGAAAACAAGGAAUUUUGUCAGUCGGAGCCUGGUCAUAGGAGAAGUCCUCUCCACAGCGGACAUGGCCACAGGAGUAAAGUGUGGAAUAAUUUACUGGCUGUUCGGUGGGGCCGUCAGAAAUCUUGGAGGCCCGGCACACGUAACUCAGUGGCUUCAGCCGCUCCAGGAGCAGAAACACACGGGGAUGUUUGCAAUGACCGAGAGGGGACAUGGAAGCAACGUCAGAGGGAUCCAGACCGAAGCCACCUUUGACUUCUCUGCCCAGGAAUUUGUCAUUAACACACCGUGUAAAGAUGCUGAGAAGAUGUACAUUGGAAAUGCGAUGUACGGGAAUUAUGCAGCAGUCUUUGCCCAGCUCAUCAUACACGGAAGAUCUCAAGGGCCCCACUGCUUCAUCGUUCCUGUCCGAGAUGAACACGGACGCUUGCACCCAGGAGUGACGGUUGUUGAUAUGAUGCAUAAGGAAGGUCUGCAUGGUGUGGAUAAUGGGAUUCUGAGAUUUGACAGUGUUCGGAUACCGAGGGAGAACCUGCUGGAUAAGUUUGGUUCCGUGGCUCCGGAUGGGCAGUACCACUCCCCCAUUAAGGACAAGAGUGCACGAUUCAAUGCGAUGCUGGCGGCGCUGACCCCUUCCAGACUGGCUGUGACUUUCCAAGCUAUGGGCUCCAUGAAGCUUGGGCUGACGAUAGCCAUUCGCUAUAGCCACAG
This is a messenger RNA of Odocoileus virginianus texanus, 865 nucleotides long. NCBI's taxonomy places the organism in Eukaryota, Metazoa, Chordata, Mammalia, Artiodactyla, Cervidae. The record is from RefSeq and is a predicted model, not a curated record.